GCAGUUCCGUUUCAAAAUGUAAACAACGAACAUUUGAAAAUCGCUCUUCAGAAGAUAAUGCCAUAUCAGCGCUGCUGAGCCGGGAACUUCGUAGGGCAGCUGGCGGGGAUCAGGAGAAUGUACCCCCUGUCCAGCAAACGGAUCGCUUGGGAACACAAGACGCAGAGCAAUUUAAGUGGAAGGAAUCCCCGGCAGGAGAUGAUGCACUGGUGGUCAAUGAGGAUGCAUUUUAAGUGAAGAAGAACGAAAUGGACACUGUGCUGGACUGUCUAUACAGCGAUAGCUAGAGCAGUCCAGCAAAAAUGGGGGAACUCCUGCUGCGUCGACUGAUGCUCCAGUUUCUCCAUGUGGAACAGCAGUCUAAGCUCUGGAAUUUGGACGGAAGGAACCACCGAAAAUAUCGCAAUGUAAAUCUGCUAAAUGAGGUACAAAUAUUUUGGGGAAAAUCUACGUCCAGAGCAGAUCAUAGAUUCAUCAGCCAUCCAACGAGCGUUUUCAGUGUCGGCAUCUCCAGAUGAUUUGGGACAUGCAGAGGAUAUCCUGUCACCGAAACUGGAUCGGCUGAAGCUGUGGCGCAAUAAAAUGAAAAUCUCCGCUCGAUUCCUCGCAGCUUUAAUGUUUCAUUUGCCUCUUGAGGACCACUUCCCACCAGAAGAAAAUGCGCCGGCAGCAGAACGAGCGGGAGAGCAAGCUAUUUGCCUCCUGUUCUCACUACCACGGGAAAUUUGGGCUAUUGGAGGAAGUCGUAAAGAACGUGAAUAGCUACAUGGUUCAUUGGACCAAGCACGACGAUAGCCUGCCCUUCGAUUGUUCCAGAUGCCAAGCGACACAAGGAGCUCCACACCGAGCACAAGAGAUCUCCAAAUGAUUGCAAUCGAAAUCAGUCGUAAUGGAAUGUAGUUCCUACACUUGACGUCACUGGGAAACGGGUGGAGAAGCAGGAGACGAAGGGAAGGGCUCUCCCUCCACUGGUCAGCUGCUUCACUGGCGCGGCGGCGAUAAGCCCAAGUGCAGCCAAUCGAGAAGAAGCCAGAGUGGAAAGGGUGUUGCGAACAACCCGAUAGCGCCAAGCCCAGCAUCAUGCAGACGACGACAAGUCAGCGGCCAGUAACGCCUGGCACUCCAGACUCGGCGCAUAUCGUAAUCGGCGCCGCGGGAUUCGUGGCACACGAGAGACGCCAGCCCGGAAAGACCCUGAUGAAUUGCUUUCGCGAUCGCUCCACGACGUCGUCGUCAUCGUCGCAGGCCCAACACGCCUAUGUGCGCGGCCACAGCGUCACCUCGAGCACUCUGUUUCGCCUGGAGGGCAGUGGUGGCUCCAAUUGCACCUUGGACAAGGCGGGCAAGCAGGAUACCGGGCGGCCCGAGGCGGUCGUCCUACUCAGAGAGCUGAAAACCAGACCCAACAAGCUGGCUCUGCUCAAGAGCAGCAGCAGCAAGGAUCUGACCCGCCUGUUCCUGGACGAUUCAACCAACACAGCCGUGCUGGUGUCCAACACCAGUAUAGAUGUCUGCUCCUCAAAUUCCAGCUCUGGCGGCAGUCCGGCGGUGGGCAGGUCCAAGUCCGGCAGGGAUCGCCGCAAUGGACUGGAGUGCUGCAGCAGCUGCUCCAAGCGUUGGCACGAUCUCAAGCAGCGUAUGCACACUCUGGAGCAGGAUCUGCUCGUCCAGACCACAUACAGCCAAGAGCUGGAGCAGAAGGUGGGCGAGAUGAGUCGCCAGUUGACGGAACUGCUUCAGGAACGCGACAGGGAGAGGGAUAAGGAUAAGGCGCGCUUUGCAGCCGCAGGCGGCGUUGCUGCGCCUGGCAAGCGGACUGCUCACGGCAGUCCCAAUGUCCGACCCUCGCGCCUGGUGGCCUGGAUGAACCUGUCCAACUGGUUCAAGAGCAGACCCAGCGUGGAAACGCUGCGGGAACAGCGCAUCUUCUUCGACGAGCCCUGCUUCGAUACGGAACUGGAGAUGGUCCUCAAGCACGACCAGCACCGCACUGUGCCGCGCAUCGUUGUGGAUUGCUGCGAUCUAAUCGAGCAAAAGUACCGCAGAUCUACGCAGCCCAUCGAGGGCAUCUAUCGGCAGUGCGGCGACUACAAUAAAAUCCAAACGCUGCGCUUCAGCAUCGACGCCAACGACUACGAUUCACUGCGUCAGCCGGACGUCGAUAUACACACGUUGACCGGUGUGCUUAAGCUCUUCCUGCGCGAAAUCAAGAGUCCGUUGGUCAGGGUCAACGAGGCCAAGACCUUCAUUGGACAGCCCAAUCAGUGGUUGUUAACCGAUCUGUCUGCGAAGUUGGACUCCCUGAAAAGACUGAUUCGUUCGCUGCCGGAGAGCAACCGGGACACCAUGGACUACAUCUUCGGUCACUUCAAUAGAAUAACCAAGGUGCCGCUGCAGCAGAUCAGCGCUGAAACGCUGUCCAUAUCGGUGACGCCGUCGAUCUUUCACACGGUGCCACAGGGCGUCCACAUGCAGGACAUCCAGCAACUUUUGCGCGAGGGCGAAACGCUGGCCGACUGCGUCAAGCUGAUGAUCGAGUACCAGGGGCGCAUAUUCGAGUAAGUGCGAGCCCCGCUGAGGAGGAACAGCCCCAGUCUCCCAGGUGAUGGUCCAUUUGGUGUCCGGGCGCCCGCCGCUACUGUUACCCACAAAACCCGAAUCCCAGCCGCUUACGUCUCAUCCAAACCGCUCACCUACUGUGCCGUUGUGUCGAACGCUUUGCUAACCACUCGAAAUCCGAAAUCCUCAACCCGAAACCGAACACCCCACUGUACCUGCCACACCUCUAUACCCAUUCCCGAUUCGCUCCCGAAUCUGUUUCCAAUCCCGAUCACAUCGUCUACAGAUGCACCGCCGAUCGCCGCCGCCUGAGCAUGCGCAACCUAAAGAAGACUCUGUCGCAGCCGGACCUGCUCUUUCACAAUCUAUUCUGAGCUGGCCCAAUGACAUCCAAUGGAUCCUUCAUCCCAGAGAGAGCACUGUACAUAUAUGGAAUGACUUUACGCCCCGCUAGCAAUUGUGUCCUAAGAUUACUUUUUAUAUUCUUACUUUAUCAACUAACUUUUGUACUUAUGUUUACUAAUAUAAACACUAAAACU
Drosophila melanogaster (fruit fly) is the source of this 3098-nucleotide messenger RNA. It is a transcript of the gene RhoGAP16F, whose product is annotated as Rho GTPase activating protein at 16F. Gene Ontology annotation, biological process: signal transduction. Bases 1081 to 2562 code for a protein of 493 amino acids. The record is from RefSeq and is marked reviewed. Gene Ontology annotation, molecular function: GTPase activator activity. The transcript has 5 exons. Lineage: Eukaryota; Metazoa; Arthropoda; Insecta; Diptera; Drosophilidae.